UCUCUCUCUCUCUCUCUCUCUUCUGCUUAUGCUUACACGUUCACGUGGUGCAAUUGUGAAUUGUUAUUCUUCUCUGACAUUGAAAAGCACAUACGUGAACAGAAAAAGAUAAAAAAAAAUGUCAAACGAUAUUGUUGUAAAUGAGCAGGAGCCAAAUCAACAAAUUGUGGAUCAGGCUACGAGGACCAGGAAACCGUUGUAUGAUUAUGUUACGCCUCCCGUGGUAUGAGCAUGACAGUGUUUAUUCCACCGGAGGUUAACAUGAACCAAUUUGAAAUCAAGCCUGCUAUCAUCCACAUGGUUUCAAAUGAUCGAUUUGGCGGAGCGCCAACGGAGGAUCCAAAUAAUCACAUCACAAAGUUCCUUCGAGCUUGCAACCCCUAUAAAAAUCAAUGGUGUGCCAUCUGAUGCUGUCAGACUACGCCUAUUCCCAUUCUCUCUACGGGAUCGAGCUCAGAGUUGGCUUGACUCUUUUCCGGACAAUCACUUCUCCACUUGGGAUCAACUUCAUGGUGAAUUUCUCAAAAGAUUUUUUUCCGCCAUCUAAAACGGCGAAAAUCCGGAGAAUGAUUCAAAAUUUCAAACAAAAUCCCAAUGAGCCCCUCUAUGAGGCUUGGGAAAGAUUCAAAGAUCUCCAGCGACAGUGUCCACAUCAUAACAUCCAAAACUGGCACUUGAUGACUGCUUUCUAUGAAGGCCUACAUGAAAAUUCUCGGAUACUUGUGGAUGCGUCAGCAAAUGGAUCAUUCAUGUGCCUAGAACUUGAAGAGGCAGAAGAAUUGAUGGAACGCAUUUCAUCAAAUGGAUCAACAUGGUAUUCUGAGCGAUCAUCUGCUCCACCAAAAGUUGGAGGCAUGUACGAAGUUAAUCAAAUGUCGGCCAUAACCACAAAGGUCGAUAACAUUAUGACUCUGAUCCAAAAGAUGGCACAAGUCUCUCUUGUGCAAAAUUCUGCAUCAACUCCAACUCCCGUUCCCGUUCUUAUGUGUGAAUCUUGCGGUGGACAACACAAAUCAGUCCACUUGUCCAUGGGGAUCAAUGGAACAAGUUGACUAUGUCAACUACCAAUACGCAGCCCCAACAAAAUCAGUUUUGGUAAUUUCAAUCCUCAAGGAAGAAUUCAUCCCGGUUUUUCCUGGAGCAAAUCAAAAUGGAGCUGCUAAUCCACAACCAUCUUACCGCAGUGCACCACCCGGUUUCCAAAACCAACAACAGCAAUUCAGAGGUGGCCAAGGUAUUGUGAACCAGCAACAAUACAAACCUACUCAAAAUCUUCCAUACCCUUCAAAUCAACAACAAAAACCACUUCUUCCCACUCCUGAAACAACCCAAACUCCCGUCCUAGAAAACAUUGUUGACCAACUUCUCAAGUCCCAAUUAUCUCAAGCUGAAACUCUGAAACAAAUCACUGAAGAACUUGGUCAACUUCGAGCUCACAACAGGAUGCCUGAAAAUCAAAUUGCUAAUCAAGCAUCUACAUCAUCAACUAAGGUGACGGGUAAGCUACCUGCUUGUCCAGAAAACCUGAGGGAGCAAAUGAAUGCCGUCACUACUCGGAGUGGGAAGCAACAUCAAUCCUUGCCUCUUUCUAAUGAUGAACACGAACAUGAAGUGUUGGAGGAAGGGGUCGUGAAACAACAGAAAGGUGGAAACAACAACAAUGAACAUGAUGUCGGUACCAUGCCGAAAUCAACUGAUGACCGUGAAGGAUCAAAGAAACAAAGAGAAAGUUCGGUAAGGAAAUAUAUUCCCCCAGUUCCUUAUCCGAAUAGAUUGAAGAAAGCUAAUAUGGAGGAGGCGGAGAACUAAAUUUUUGAAUGUUAUCAAGCAAUUGGAUAUCUCAAUUCCUUUGCUUGAUGCCAUUACAGAGAUUCCUUCAUAUGCUAAAUUUCUCAAAGACAUUCUCACAAAGAAGAAAGAGAAUCCAGCCACUGUUGCAAUGAGUCAAGAAUGCAGUGCCAUCAUCCAAAAUAAGAUCACACCCAAGUUACGUGAUCCUGGAAGCUUCUCAAUUCCAUGUACCAUUGGUGGAUCCAAACUUAACAAAGCUCUUUGUGAUCUUGGUGCAAGUGUUAGCUUAAUUCCUUAUUCACUAUGUCAAAAGCUACACUUGGGGGAUCCCAAACCAACAACAAUGGCAUUACAAUUGGCUGAUCGAUCUGUCAAAUAUCCUAUCGGCAUUCUUGAAGAUGUUCCUAUCAAAAUUGACAAGUAUUAUAUCCCAGGAGACUUUGUUGUCUUGGAUAUGGAAGAAGAUGCCCGAGUUCCUGUUAUUCUCGGGAGACCUUUUCUAGCUACGGCAGGAGCAAUUAUAAACGUCAAAAAGGGUACCCUUAUCCUUGAGAUUGGGGAUGAUAAGAUCGAAUUCAAUGUAAAAGAGCUGAGUAAGGACACACCUUGUGUCCUUGAUGGUUACUAUGUUGAUGUUAUAGACUCUUGUACUACUAAUACAUUUGAUGAGUCGUAUCGGCUUUCUAAAGAUCCCAUGGAGUACACCAUACAAGAAUCUAUUGCAGAUGAAAUGGUGAAUUUAUGUCUCGAAAUGUUGCAAAGCAUAUUUUUACCAAUGCCUAAAGCAUUUAAAUUUGAAGUGCUUAAUCUUGAAGAUCAAUCCUUGAAUAUCAAAGGAAAAGCACCCAAAGUGAGAGACAAGAGGAAACUUCUGUGUAUUGCCUCACUGAUCCAGAAUAUGAAUGAAAGGCAUGGGUCAAGCUAAUGACCUUAAACGAGCGCUUCUUGGGAGGCAACCCAAGUUUGUAAAUUUCUCAAAAAAAAAAAACACAAAAAAAACAAAAAAAAACAAAAAAAAAAGAGAAAGACAAAAAAAGAUUAGUCUAGGUUUUCUUUAUUUCUUUGGACUCUAAAGGGGCCACAUCCGCUCAAAGGGAUCUCCAAACGUCAUGCGGAUAAACAAUUCCAGAUUCGGCCCGCACUACAGGGAAGUUUUCUUUACACUCCUUUAAUUUCUUUUCCACUGAGGACAGUGCAAAUUUUAAGUGUGGGGGAGUGGGUAGUUCGACCCUGAUUUCUUGUGUGAAUUUUUUUUCCUUGUGUGUUUGUGUGAUUUUGUUUUAUUUAUUUUGUGUGUUUUGUUUGUGAAUAAAGACCAGUCUUGUCUAAAAUGCAACUAUAAAAUAACAACACAUUAGUUACACUUUUUGUUACUAGUUACCUUCAUAACUUUAUUAAAUUAUUCAUUCACCUCUUUUGACGAAAUGUGGUUCGAGUUUGAUAAGUGUCACUGUAAUUUUUUGAGAGUAACUUAGUAUGAGCUUUGAACUUGAUUCUUUUUCACAAUUUAACAUUAAACACCUUAGAUUUUAUUUUUCCAAUUUAUUGGUUUAAUAGUUGAAUUAGUGAAAGUUUAUGCAGUUUAAGAUGUUUAUACAUUUAUUCUCCUUGAAAUUUAAUUUGAACUUGACACAUUAGAAAUGAUUUAGGCCAUCUUUGUUUACCUAUCAAGCCAAACACUAUCCCUUUGUAAAUAAAUAACACUUUCCCUAGUAACCCUAUUUGAGCCUUUUCAGUGUACAAGUGUAAAAUAACUUACUUCACUUGUUACUAAUUUUUCUUGUGACCUUGUAAAUACAUAACCUUGUGAAAUCCUACCCAAGUCAUUUUUGUUUGAACCCUAGAGUAGUUUGUAUUGUUACUUGAGAGUGGAUAAAAUGGAGCUUCUGUUAAGUGUCAUAUUAGUGAUGUACAUAUUUGUUUGUAAAUUUUGGGGUUAGUUUUUCAUUGUAAUAUUUAGUGUGUGCCUUCUUAAAAAAAAAAGUUCAAAAAAAAAAAAGAAAAAAAAAUGAAAAAAAAGUAAAAAAAGUAAAAAAAAAAAAGAAAAAACAAAAACAAAAACGAAGAGGCACAUUAAUUUCUUGUUGUGAUUUCUACUGUAAAACCCCAUUUUUACUUCUUUUUCAUGUUUAUAUUUCUCAUUGCUUUGUAUGCUCCAAGUGCUUGUAAAUUCGUGUGAUUAUCCGCUCAGUAUAAGUGCAAUCUAACUCUCUUUGUAAAUUCUCAUAACAAACCUUUCUUCCAACUAGCCACACUCAUUAACCUCGCCACAACCCGAAUAAAAGUCCUAAUUGAUCUAUUUGUGUCCGUUUUCGAAUCCCUUAUAAUCUAACAGCAAAAUGAUCUUGGGGCUGCUUUUCCCGCUCAGAACUGUCGCUGUCAGCAGCAAGGAUUAUAUUCUAAUUAAAUGAGUGCUUGGUUAGGGUUUAAAGGCAAAAUGAGGGACGGAUUGCAAUAUUUCAGAGUUCAGGUGUGGUUGGAGGUUUUUGGGUUACUGUUCGGAUUUCAUAUAGAUUUUUCGGCAUCUUAUAUCAGUUUUCAUUGGUCCAGUUUGGGGGUUAGCUGGCAUACGGAUUUCUCCCAGAUUUCCUACUCAUUUUACUUAAUUUUCAUUGGACGAGUACAAUUCUAAAUUUGAAUUUCAAAAAAUUGUGAACAGUUUUCCCCCCAUCCCAUUGAAGAGUAUUAUUGGUCUGGACUUAGUUCUCCAUCCAGCUAUAAAUAGAGUACAUCGAGUGUUUCAAUCUCUACACCUCAUAUCCAGCAAAUUACACAGAAGCAAAGAUAUUCAUUCCUAAACAUGGUAGGCAUGUGGUCCUUAUUUCGUGAGAUUGACCAGAGCAAGACCACAUGGGCGAUAAAGGCUAGGGCAAUAAGGGUGUAUCGUGAGCCAGCCCAUGAUUGCUUUCCGGAAUCGCUGGAGGUUGUUUUCCAUGACGAAGAGGGAUCCAGGAUGCAUGCGCACAUCCCUGACCAGUUCAUCAACAAAUUCAUUGGCAUAUUCAAAGAGGGGCGGGUUUUUGCAGUGAAAAAUUUUAUGGUUGAGGAGAACUACAUGUUCUUUAAGACCUCAACAAGUGCCUAUAGACUCUGUUUUUUUAACAAAAGUGCUGCCUUUGAGAUCAGGGGAGUCCCAUUCCCCAUAAGAACUUUCUCAUUGGUGUCUUUUGCUUCAUUGCAAGCUCAGGACAACUUAGAUGAAAAAUAUGGAAUUGACGUGAUAGGCCAGGUAGUUCACGAUAAAGACCCGAAAACAAUUUUAAAGAAUGACAGGCCCCGAAAGCUGAUGGAGAUGGUUUUAGGAGACCCUGAGGGAAAUGUUAUGGCAUGUACUCUUUGGGGACCGAUGGUUGAGAUGCUUUUGACUUACAAGCUCACUACAUCAGAGCCGAUUGUAAUGCUACUCCAGUGUUGCAAAGCUAGGAAAUACCAAGGCCAUGUUCAUGUUUCCAACAUGUUCAACACCACCAAGGUUAUUUUAAAUGGGAGUGAGGAAGAAUUUGUGGAAUUUAAGUCAAGGAUGGCUGAAAGAUCAAGUAAGGGACUUCGAUUUUCAAUAACAACAGACAACUCAGACAAUAGUGACAUAGCAACUGGCCAGCAAGAUUUGAUUACUAUUGAGGCUCUUACAAAACUUCAGGAGGAUGGGAAGUAUUGGGUUUACGGAGAAAUUGUGGCUAUUGACAGCCACAAAGAUUGGUCCUACAUUUCUUGCAUAGGUUGUAACAGGAAGGUUUCACCUAAUGGGGAUAGCUUUUGCUGUGUCUCUUGCAAUUCAAAUGAUGUCGUUCUUAGGUAUAAAGUCAAUGUCCGUGUUGUUGAUGGCACAACACAUGCCUCCUUCCUGCUUUGGGAUAGGGAGGUCUCAUGUUUGCUCGGGAAGUCUGCUGCAUCCCUUAAGGAACAAGUAUCUAGGAGGAACUAUGGACCACAUUACUUCCCAUCUGAGAUCAACUCCCUCAUUGAUAUAAAGGCUUUGUUUAAAGUGCAAUUUAAAAGAGAAAGCAGGAGCUUUAAAGGAAAUCAGACUUUCAGUGUCAUAAGGAUGAACACAGAUGCCAGAGUGUUGGCACUAUACUCAUCUAAGAUAAAUGCUGUUGAGGAGGAAGAUGAGGAAGAUGAGUUCACAAGAUUGGCUAAAGAGUUUUCAGGGCCUGAGAGCAUGGCUUUAUCAUCACAGCAAUCUGUUUCUAGCCCACUGUUGACCAAGGAGAAAAGGCAUGCUUUGGAUGUUGACACUGAUAAACUCAGGCGUGACCUCUUUGGAGAGUUUGAAGCUUCAACUUCUACCAAAAAGCCUAGGGGGGUGAAAAGGGAAUGAAGACUAUGCAUUAACUAUGUUAAUGCAUAUCAGUGUUCAUCUAUGUUUUUAUGUUAUGUAUGUUUAAUAAGCCCAACUUUGGGUACCUAUUUCAUGUCUAAUGCAGACAUUGUUUGAGGUAGGUGUGGCUGUGUCCAUCUAUGUUUUCAUCUUAUGUGUGUAUCAAUAACGCCAACUCUGGAUACCUAUUUCAUUACCGUUUAGGAACUUAGGGUUUGGUUUUGCCAAUAGUUUGGCUUUUUGAAAUGUAUUUGGGCUGGGGACUCGGCCAUAAAGGGAGUUCCCAUCAUGUGUACUAAUGAAGCAUUUCUAUAAAAAAAUAUUAUAUUAAGGUA
Messenger RNA from Cuscuta epithymum, 6447 nucleotides. NCBI's taxonomy places the organism in Eukaryota, Viridiplantae, Streptophyta, Magnoliopsida, Solanales, Convolvulaceae. The record is from the annotation of a GenBank genome assembly.